AUGUCGGAGAAUCAGGCCUUGCUGGGCCCUAAACCAAAAGUGACCAGUUCGCUGGUAUUUGCAACAAUAGUGGUAUGCUUUGGUUCAAUUCAAUACGGGUACCACAUGGCAGAAUUGAAUGCUCCGGGACAAGUACUGUCGUGUACGGAGUUCAUUGAGCCGUGGCCAGAAGCGGGCCCCUACGCAGACACAUGGUUUGGGAAGCAUGGUUUCCAGCAAUGCUUGCCACUCACAGAGGAGCAGAUGGGGUUCGCCACGUCGAUCUUUUCGAUUGGAGGGCUCGUGGGAUCGCUUUACGCGGGCCGCGUCGCGGACCGCUACGGCCGGAAAAAGUACAGCUUCACCAACUGUGUCAUCGGGAUCAUCGGUUCCUUGCUGUUGUUUCGCGCCAACAGCUACGCGCAGCUCAUCGCCGGUAGGUUCAUCGCGGGGAUCUCUUGCGGUAGUUGCAUUGUCGUGACCCCCUUAUUCAUUAAUGAGAUUUCACCAAAGGAGCUUCGCGGCUCGCUCGGCUCUAUGAACCAGGUCUGUAUCAAUGUUGGGAUCUUGCUCACGCAGCUCCUGGCCCUCAAGUAUGCGGACUCCUAUCGCUGGCGCUGGCUUAUGCUUGCAGGCGCAAUCUUGGCUCUGAUCCAGUUCCUGCUUCUUUUCAAGAUUGACGAAUCACCUCUAUGGCUAGCAUCUAGGGGCGAUCUCGACGGGGCCGAGCACGUACUACGUGGCUUACGCGGAGGAGAUCGUCGCAGGUCGCGGGGCGAAGUUGACGAAUGGCUACAAUCGCGCGGCUCCUCAAGACCAGCAACCGGCUCCGCCGACUACACACAAAUGAAUUCGCACGCUUCACAACAAUCCGCUUCUCCAGAGUCAGUCACCAGCUCCUCGUCGCAACAAGAUGUUUCUGUCAAGAACUACUUCACCGAUCCACGCUACUCCAAAUCGCGGUGGGCUAUUACUGUGAUCCUUGUUAGUCAACAGUUCUGUGGUAUCGGCUCUAUUAUAUUUUAUGGAGUGAAGCUGGUUAGUGGACAGCUUCCCCAGUACGCUGUUUUGGUCAACUUUGGCAUUUCUAUUCUGAAUGUGGUAGUCACGCUUGGCGCGUCGUCUCUGGUCGAUCACUGGGGCCGCAAGCCACUAUUGACAGCUUCUGCAGGCGCUAUCUCCAUAUCCAGUAUCUUUCUCUCGACAGGAAUCGUCACCAAUAACGCGGCUAUGCUGGUAGCGUCAACCUUUAUGUACAUUGCUGUUUUUGCAAUUGGGCUGGGCCCUAUCCCAUUUUUGGUCAUCUCCGAGCUUUCUCCACCUGAGGCCAGCGGAAUUGCACAAAGUUAUGGAACUACGUGUAACUGGAUUGGUACUUUCAUUGUGGGAUAUGGGUUUCCAAUUCUCAACGAGUGGCUGCACGGCUACUCAUUCCUAGUAUUUGCCGCUUACGCUGCAGCGUUCACACUGUACAUUCAUCUGAAAGUGCCCGAAACAAAGGGCAAACAGGACUACGAUUUGGUAUGGAAUUAA
This is a messenger RNA of Lachancea thermotolerans CBS 6340, 1512 nucleotides long. Its product is annotated as KLTH0H05698p. Gene Ontology annotation, biological process: monosaccharide transmembrane transport. Lineage: Eukaryota; Fungi; Ascomycota; Saccharomycetes; Saccharomycetales; Saccharomycetaceae. Gene Ontology annotation, cellular component: membrane. The record is from RefSeq and is a predicted model, not a curated record. Gene Ontology annotation, molecular function: hexose transmembrane transporter activity. The coding region runs from base 1 to 1512 and encodes 503 amino acids. The transcript has a single exon.